This is a messenger RNA of Coccidioides immitis RS, 1167 nucleotides long. RefSeq names its product 3-oxoacyl-(acyl-carrier-protein) reductase. The record is from RefSeq and is a predicted model, not a curated record. Bases 180 to 1064 code for a protein of 294 amino acids. The transcript is spliced from 4 exons. Gene Ontology annotation, molecular function: oxidoreductase activity, acting on the CH-OH group of donors, NAD or NADP as acceptor. NCBI's taxonomy places the organism in Eukaryota, Fungi, Ascomycota, Eurotiomycetes, Onygenales, Onygenaceae.
GGAGCUUCGAGACCGACAGAAAUACCGACGCAUUUCUCGACUUCAACGCUUUUGCUUUUCUAUUAUUCUUCCUUUUCUCGAUUAUCGUUAAAAACCCCUGCGCUUCUCUUUUCUUUCAUCGUGAUAACUGUUUACACAGUUGAGCUGUGCAGAUACCCCAUAUAUAUACCCCGUACACAAUGGCUCCACAAGACCGCCUAUCCCAGGUGUCCUCACACCUGAACUACCCUCAGGGUAUGCUCCACGGGCAGGUAGCAAUUAUUACAGGUUCCGGCCAAGGAAUCGGCGCUGAAGCCGCUCGUCUCUUUGCAAAUGAGGGUGCUAAAGUUGUGGUUGCGGAUCUUGAUGCUCAGAAAUGUGAGACGGUUGCAAAGGCCAUCAAUGAUGCGAGUCCCGGGCGCGCCAUCGCCGUGGCUGGAGAUGUUACCGAUUCAGAAUACUUGAAGAGGCUCGUGCAAAAAGCCGCGGAGUUUGGAAACGGGAAGAUUCAUAUCAUCGUGAAUAACGCAGGAUACACAUGGGACGGUGUAAUUCACAAGCUCUCUGAUAAGCAAUGGGACAAGAUGGUUGCUGUCCACGGAACCGCGCCAUUUAAACUCGUUCAAACCGCCGCCCCCUACUUCCGUGUUAAGGACGGAGAAUCCAGAGUCAUCGUCAACAUCAGCAGCACUAGCGGAAUCAACGGAAAUGCGGGACAAGCGAACUACUCUUUCGCCAAAGCCGGUUUGGUCGGUCUCACCAAGACUAUCGCCAAAGAGUGGGGUCCUCAAUUCGGCGUCCGCGCCAACACGAUCGCCUUUGGCUUCGUUCUCACCCGUCUUACUCAAGCCAAAGAGGCCGGUGCCUUCAUCACCACUGCUGAUGGAGAAAAGGUCUCUCUUGGCAUCCCAACAAAGCAGCUGUCUACGAAGGUUGGCGGCAAUGAGGAAAAGUAUGCUGAUAUCCCUCUUCGGCGACCGGCUUCUCCUACUGAAGCAGCGAGAUCCAUUUUGGGAGUUGUUAGCCCACUGUUGAGCUAUGUCAACGGCCAGACUAUCAUGGUCACUGGUGGACGAAAUAUGUAACAAAUCCUUUCCCUUAAGUCUGUUAAUGCCAUGAUUUUGCCUUGCUGGCGCCGACAAGUGCCCCCAUAUGAUCACUUUGGAAUAUACGUCAACUGUCUAAGCA